AUGACAACCAAUCAUUUGGACGUGUCCGAAGUCGAUAGUUAUGACUAUCUCAUUGUGGGCGGUGGUACAGCCGGCUGUGUUAUUGCAUCCCGCCUGGCCGAAUACCUCCCCAAGAAAAAGAUCCUGUUGAUAGAGGCAGGCCCCAGUGACUUUAUGGAUGAUCGUGUCCUGGAUCUCAAACAGUGGCUCAGCCUUCUCGGUGGAGAACUCGACUAUGACUAUGGCACUACCGAGCAACCAAUGGGCAAUUCUCAUAUCAGGCAUUCUCGCGCCAAAGUCCUGGGUGGUUGCUCCAGUCACAACACGCUCAUCUCUUUCCGGCCGUUUGAGUAUGACUGCAAGAUCUGGGAAUCCAUGGGCGCCAAAGGCUGGACCUUCCCUAUGUUCAUGCGUGUGCUGAACAAGCUCCGGAACACCGUUCAACCGGUUCAUUCUCGCCACCGAAAUCAGUUGUGCAAAGACUGGGUUCAAUCGUGUAGCACUGCGAUGAACAUCCCAAUCGUACACGAUUUCAAUGCUCACAUUGCAGCCACGGGCGCCUUGAGGGAGUGUGUCGGCUUUUUCUCCGUCAGCUACAACCCCGACGAUGGCCGGAGAUCGAGCGCCAGUGUGGCCUACAUCCAUCCAAUCCUGCGGGGCGAGGAGGACAGACCAAACCUCAAGAUCCUGACCAACGCCUGGGUCUCCAAGAUCAAUGUUCGUGGUGAUACGGUGACGGGUGUCAACCUCACGCUCCAAUCAGGCCAAAAAUUGACUCUCACCGCACGGACUGAAACCAUUCUGUGUGCCGGCGCUGUAGACACACCGCGCCUCAUGCUCCUCUCCGGUCUGGGUCCGGCUCAAGAAUUGUCCUCUCUCUCCAUCCCCGUGGUGAAGAACAUCCCGGGUGUAGGUGAAAAUCUCCUCGACCAUCCGGAAACCAUCAUCAUCUGGGAGCUGAACCGACCGGUUCCGCCGAAUCAAACAACCAUGGACUCGGACGCUGGCAUCUUUCUCCGCCGUCAAGCUCCCGACGCGGCCGGGUCGAAAGCCACACCGACAAACCCAGCCGCGAUCCCGGACGGGAGCAUUGCAGACGUGAUGAUGCACUGCUACCAGAUUCCCUUCUGCCUGAACACGACGAGAUUGGGAUACGACACUCCAAUCGACGCAUUCUGCAUGACCCCCAACAUCCCCCGUCCUCGAUCCCGCGGCAAACUGUAUCUGACCUCGUCCGACCCCAGUGUCAAGCCGGCGCUGGAUUUCCGCUACUUCACCGACCCGGAAGGCUACGACGCCGCGACCUUCGUCUUUGGACUCCGAGCCGCGCGCAAGAUUGCCGAGCAAUCACCCUUCAAGGAGUGGAUCAAGCGUGAAGUCGCCCCCGGGCCGCAAGUCCAGUCCGACGAAGCCCUGUCCGAGUACGCCCGCAAAGUCGCCCACACAGUGUACCACCCCGCGGGCACCACCAAGAUGGGAGACGUGCGCAAAGACGACAUGGCCGUGGUCGACGAGAAUCUCAAGGUGAGGGGCCUCAAGGGCCUGAGGAUCGCGGAUGCCGGCGUGUUCCCGGCCAUGACCACCAUCAACCCGAUGUUGACGGUGCUGGGCGUUGGCGAGCGGUGUGCCGAGCUGGUCGCCAUCGAGGCUGGCUGGAGACUGACGGACGUGGAGAUGAGCGGACAGGGUUGGGCGAAUGACAAGGGUCUCCGACCCAGACUGUAA
This is a messenger RNA of Fonsecaea multimorphosa CBS 102226, 1704 nucleotides long. RefSeq lists its product as uncharacterized. The transcript is spliced from 3 exons. Gene Ontology annotation, molecular function: flavin adenine dinucleotide binding; oxidoreductase activity, acting on CH-OH group of donors. The record is from RefSeq and is a predicted model, not a curated record. NCBI's taxonomy places the organism in Eukaryota, Fungi, Ascomycota, Eurotiomycetes, Chaetothyriales, Herpotrichiellaceae. The coding region runs from base 1 to 1704 and encodes 567 amino acids.